AAUUCAGUUCUGUGCACGUGAUUUACGAUCACGUGAUAUUUACACUUCCUAUCUACGCAAUACGCAUUACAUCAUAAAAAGAUUUCUCUUUGUUCGCUUAAAUCCUACGCGGCUACGCCUAUUUAAUGUAUGCUUUCGCACGUCUGUUGGAUUAUCCAAAUGAUGUUGUGAUAUUCUUAAUGCCGGAUUACCAAAAAAUAAAGUCAUAAAAUUGUAUGACGGAGUUUUAUUGCGUGAUCAGCUCGUACGAUGCCAUGACCUGCCGACCGUAUUUGGUCUCUCCGUGAUAAUCUUUUUCUAGACUAUUUCUUGUCCAGACGGGACGCAAAGUGACCAGUACAUGAUUCAACUCGUCGGAAACUUGAUCGACUUAUAGACCUAUUUGAAACAGCAUAUCGCUUUCCUGGUACGCGCGAUGAAAGUUUUUCGCUUCGGCUUUCUGAUAUGAGAUAACUUGAGACGUUUUAGCAUAGAAUUUCUUAUAAGCUUUCGUCAUCCUGAUGAACCCGUGUGCAGGAGAUACUUGUAACUAAUUCUUCAGUUACAGGAUGAAAAACGAACGGAUGCCGCAAUACGAGAUAAACUUUGUACGAUGAUUUCAAACGUUAACUUUGAAAUUACGUCUUUACUGAAACUGACAGUUAAAUAAAUAAAUAAUGGUCUACAAGGAUCUUUUGACUUGCAUUGAAGGAUUGAAGGUAAUCGUAUCUCAACGUAUGCAUCCUAAACUCAACGACCUGCACUCUUUAACCUGUUGAUCAACAGAUAAUAAAUCUUAACAAAAGAUUUAUCAAGAUUUGUCCAUCAAACAUCAGACUGAUCAGACGAUUCAAAUGUCGGAAUAAUCUAUACGAUCAUUGCCCUUAGGCAUCAAGUUGGUGACUAGAAUAAAAGCGGCAACAUUGCUUAGCAGACUAUACGACGAGUCGGGAGAGGGAGGUAUUGUUUGAAAGUGAAACGAAAAUGUUGGACGUAAAAAUAAAUCGAAAAUUGUUGCCGAUUAAGUCGCAUUAUUUCCUUUUUAAUGCCGGAACUGCUCCCUUAAUGCCAUAUAUUCCAACAUAUGCUAAACAACUUGGAAUCCCCUCUUCUGGUGUUGGAAUAAUGUAUGCUAUCUUUCCUUUUGUGGGACUGAUAGCGAAACCAUCUUUCGGGGCUUUGGCUGACAAAUUUAAAAAGGGGAAAUUAAUAUUUAUUUUAUCCAUUAUUUUUACUGCCAUCUUCUUUGGCUGUAUUGCUUUCAUACCUGCACAUACCACUGAUGCUUUCAUGGACUUGGAGUGUAACAGUGGGGAAACUCGUUUGAAAACAUGUAAUGUUACUGAUGGCUGUGCCUUAGAUAAAAUCGAAAUGGAGUUUCAGGGCAAAGAAAUUAUGGAGUGUAAGCUAGUGUGUUAUGACCCCAACUAUUCAUUUCUGGAACAAAUUUGCAAUGAUGGGAACAUAAGUGAAAGUUGUUUUUCCAAUCAAACUCAUAUAGAGAUGACAACAUAUUCUAAUAUUAGUGAUAGUACUUUUGAACAAACUUGUCUAUAUUUCCCUGUCAAACAUAUUUAUUUCAAUGGAACUGACAUAGAAAACCCACAAUGUAAUGGAGCAUCAGGUAUCAAGUGUUCUGUUGAUUGCAACAGUUCAACAGUCAUGGAUUACAUUCAGAAUGCUAUCAUUGAACAGAUAGCUGAACCGUAUUAUAAAACCAUUCAAUUCCAAUUGCUAUUUUUUCUAAUGGCUGGUGCAUGGGCAGCACAAGCUGUAGUUGUCUGUCUUUCUGAUGCAAUUUGCUUCAAUCUUCUGGGAGACAAGCCUCACAACUAUGGAGCGCAAAGGUUGUGGGGAGCUGUCGGAUGGGGACUUAUGGCGAUUAUCGCUGGGUACUUGAUUGAUCUCGCAAGUGCUGGGCAGCUUCAAAAAGAUUAUACACCCAGCUUCUAUUUGGUUGUCAUUAUUCUUGCCAUAAAUGCCGUAUCCGUUAUCAAAAUCAAGGUUGACUACCACCAAGAGCCUUAUCAAAUCAAAAAAAUUCUUAUUCUCUUCAAAAAUGUCAGAGUUGUGCUUUUCCUGUUUAGUUGCAUCACUUUUGGCAUAUGUAUCGGAAUAGUAUGGCAAUUUCAGUUAUGGUUUUUAGAGGACUUGGCAUCUGCUCAAGGUUGUGAUUCGUUGCAGUGGAUCAAGUUACUACAAGGGUUAGCCAUGGGUGUCCAGUGCUUUCUCGGGGAGGCUCCCUUUCUCUUUUUAUCAGGAAGAAUUUUGAAAAAAUUUGGUCACGUUCAUACAAUGACGAUGAUCUUAUUAGUCAUGGGCAUUCGACUUUUAGCCUACUCGUAUCUGGUCAAUCCCUGGUACACGUUGCCUAUUGAUUUACUAAAUGGAUUAACGUUAGGUGUAUAUUGGUCCACGAUGGCAUCAUAUGCGAAUUUGAUCGCGCCACCUGAAGCUACCAGUACACUUCAGGGGAUAUUUGGUGCGCUAUUUGAAGGAAUAGGUACUUCGAUUGGCAGCUUGUUUGGUGGGUUCAUCUAUGAAAGUUAUGGAGGCGCUAUUAUGUUCCGUUCAUUUGGAAUCUAUGCCUUAGUCUACGGAGCCAUUUACUCAUUAAGUCAUUUUGCCAUGGACUUCAACAAAAGGAAAUCUUCGGACACUAAACAUUCGAUGGAUGACAAAGAGCAUGAGAAUUCAGUUAAAGAUUUUUCAAACGGCGGAAGAGUUUUAUCGAAUUACGGAUCGUUAGUUACUGGAAAUACUCAUUCUAAUUGAACGUGUUGUCCAGCUUUCGUAUCUAAAAGCUAAUCGUUUUACUAUUUUGAAAUGACGCGAUCUUUACAAACUCCUUUAUAUUUUGAUAGAAUCUCAUAAACAAGUCAACUACCAAAGUUCUUCUUCUGUAGACCACCUUUACAAAAAUUAAGAAAUUUUAGUUUAGUCCAUCCUUGAACUGCAAUAAAUGUAGUAUAUACUCUUUUGACAUUUGAAUAUAUACUGACAUUCGAAACAUUUCAAUACAAAUAAUAAAAGAA
Daphnia pulex (common water flea) is the source of this 3014-nucleotide messenger RNA. RefSeq names its product major facilitator superfamily domain-containing protein 6-A-like. Bases 964 to 2754 code for a protein of 596 amino acids. Gene Ontology annotation, molecular function: transmembrane transporter activity. Gene Ontology annotation, cellular component: membrane. NCBI's taxonomy places the organism in Eukaryota, Metazoa, Arthropoda, Branchiopoda, Diplostraca, Daphniidae. The transcript has 12 exons. The record is from RefSeq and is a predicted model, not a curated record.